Pogona vitticeps (central bearded dragon) is the source of this 2454-nucleotide messenger RNA. The record is from RefSeq and is a predicted model, not a curated record. NCBI's taxonomy places the organism in Eukaryota, Metazoa, Chordata, Lepidosauria, Squamata, Agamidae.
AUGUGUCAACCAUAUGAGAAGGAAGCCAAACCAGGCAAUGCAAAACAGGAGAGUCAAGAAGCUUCCCAGCAGCAGGAGGAGGAGGAAGAGGACAGAGACAACGAGGCAGGCACCAAGAGGAGUGGCAACGAGGAGGAGGAGGAAGAAGAUGGAGCAUCUGAGUACUCUUCUGCAGAUGAGAGCAUCUUUGCAAAAACAGAUACGCUGAAGGUCAAGCAACGGCGAAGACGGAAGCGAGGUGGAGAAGAGGAAGCGGAAUCAUUCUUUGAAGAGGACGCUUCGCAGUACGAUGACAGCCUCUCCUUCCAGGACAUGAAUCUCUCUCGGCCCUUGCUGAAGGCAAUCAACGCAAUGGGCUUCAAGCAGCCGACCCCGAUCCAGAAGGCCUGCAUCCCAGUGGGGCUGCUGGGGAAGGACAUCUGUGCUUGUGCCGCCACGGGGACAGGGAAGACGGCCGCCUUCAUGCUGCCUGUUCUGGAGCGCCUGAUCUACAAGCCACGCCAAGCGCCCGUGACCCGCGUGCUGGUCCUGGUGCCAACGCGGGAGCUGGGCAUCCAGGUGCACUCGGUGACGAAGCAGCUGGCACAGUUCAGCAGCGUCACGUCCUGCCUGGCCGUGGGAGGGUUAGAUCUGAAGACUCAGGAGGCGGCGCUCCGCUCGGGUCCCGACGUCCUCAUCGCCACGCCAGGCCGCCUUAUUGACCACCUGCACAACUGCCCCUCCUUCCACCUGGGUAGCAUUGAGGUCCUGAUCCUUGACGAGGCUGACCGGAUGCUGGACGAGUACUUUGAAGAGCAGAUGAAGGAGAUCAUCCGCCUGUGCACCCGCCAUCGCCAGACGAUGCUCUUCUCUGCCACGAUGACUGAGGAGGUGAAGGAUUUGGCUUCAGUUUCCCUCAAGAACCCCAUCCGGGUCUUUGUGAACAGUAACACGGAUGUGGCCCCUUUUCUGCGCCAGGAGUUUAUCCGCAUCCGUCCCAACCGUGAGGGAGAUCGGGAAGCCAUUGUGGCAGCCUUGCUGACUCGGACGUUUCCAGACCACGUGAUGCUCUUCACCCAGACCAAGAAGCAAGCCCAUCGCCUGCACAUCCUGCUGGGCCUUCUGGGCUUGCGGGUGGGUGAGCUUCACGGCAACCUCUCGCAGGCACAGCGCCUGGAGGCCCUCCGGCGUUUCAAAGAUGAGCAGAUUGAUGUCCUGGUGGCCACUGACGUCGCAGCACGAGGACUCGACAUAGAAGGGGUCAAGACGGUGAUCAACUUUACAAUGCCCAACACAACAAAGCAUUAUGUCCAUCGGGUGGGGCGCACGGCCCGGGCAGGUCGAGCCGGCCGUUCUGUGUCUCUGGUGGGCGAGGAAGAGCGCAAGAUGCUGAAAGAAAUCAUCAAGGCAGCUAAAACCCCAGUCAAGGCCCGAGUCCUCCCCCAGGAUGUGAUCCUGCGUUUUCGGGAGAAGAUUGAGAAAUUGGAGCCAGAUGUGUAUGCUGUGCUACGCCUGGAGCAGGAGGAGCGGGCGUUGCAGCACUCAGAGGCCCAGAUCAAUACAGCCAGGCGGAAACUGGAGGCCGGAGGGGCUCAGGAGGCAACACAGGAUGCUCCCCGCAGCUGGUUCCAGAGUCAGGAGGAGAGGAGGAAAGAGAAGCUGACCAAGGCCCUUCAGGAGUUUGACCUUGCUCUGCGUGGCAAGAAAAAGAGGAAGAAGUUCAUGACAAACUCUCAGAAGAAGGCCCAGAUGACGCCGGAGGAGCGGUCCCAGUUCGAGAUCCUGAAGGCUCAGAUGUACGCCGAGCGCCUGGCGAAGCGGAACCGCCGCCCCAAGCGAGCCCGGGCCAUGCCGGAGGAGGACUCUUCGGCAGGAGGGCCCAAACAGACGCGCAAGAAGAAAUCUUCGGUGUUUGAUCAGGAGCUCACCAACACAAACAGGAAGGCCCUCAAACAGUACCGUGCCGGGCCCUCUUUUGAAGACCGGAAGCGCCUGGGCCUGGCCCGGAGGAAAGGCGGAAGCUUCAAAGGAAGGUCCCGGUACAAGAGGAAAUGAGGGGAGCAGGCCCUGCCAGACGUCCACUGGCCUUCGCUUGAGGACCUUACUUUCGGAUGCCAAGGAUGGCUUGGCAGCCUCGUCAGUGCCUUCAGGACCCAGAGAGGGGAGCCCACGCGAUGAGACAGCAGGAAAACGAGACAGCCGGGGGCUUGGCUCUCACGGCCACUCCUCCCCUUUGUCCAAGCUUCCCAUUCAGGGAGAUCCAUUCACAGUGUGCUCUCUUGCUUCCAGAGUAUUUUGCAGUUUUGUGCCAGCCUUUGUUUCUAAGGAAAAGCUUGGAGCAUCAUUACCAUCACUCUGGAAAACUUUGUUUUUCUCUUGCUCCCACAUUGCUGUGUCUGCUCACCUUGUUAUGGAAUUCAGCCUUUUGCUUGAAACCAAACCAAUGGGUCCAAAAUAAAUGUCCCGACUCAGUGA